Molecule: messenger RNA, 1346 nt
Organism: Oryctolagus cuniculus (rabbit)
Lineage: Eukaryota; Metazoa; Chordata; Mammalia; Lagomorpha; Leporidae
Source: RefSeq, a predicted model, not a curated record
CUGAGGCCGGAGGUGCACUCCAAGGAGCAGAUCCUGGAGCUGCUGGUGCUGCAGCAGUUCCUGGCCAUCCUGCCUGAGGAGCUGCAGGCCUGGGUGCGAGCGCAUCAGCCAGCCAAUGGAGAGGAGGCCGUGACUGUGCUGGAGGAUGUGCAGAGAGAGUUUGGCAGGCAGACUGACCAGCCUUGGGUGUACCCAUUUGCAGGUCUUCCUUGUUGGACAAAGGACGGACUUGAUUGCCGAGAAGCUAGUGCCUUGGGAAAUCCCUCAGGAGUUACCAAGUAGCGAGCUCAAGCCUGUGAAGCAGCAGCUCCAGUGGGCAUCCGGGGAACUGCAUUCCUUAAGGCAGAAUGAUGAAGACACCAAAACUAUAAAUGUGAAAACGGCUUCCAGGCAAAAGACUCCUUCAGGCAUAGAACUGUGCUGUGAUGUUUCUAACGCCCUUCAUGUGAAUGCCUCCAAGAGUUUUACAUGUGGAGAAACCUGUGAACAAAAUGGCAGGUUUGAAAGAAGACAAGGAAACCCCUCUCGAAAAAAGCAACACAAGUGUGAUGAAUGUGGGAAAGUCUUCAGUCAGAGCUCAAAUCUUUUCAGACACAGGAAACGACACACUGAGAAAAAGCCUCAUCAAUAUCAUGAGGGAAUCAAAGCAUUUACUUUGAGUUUUCUCAGAAUUAGAGAAGACAGAAGGCACUGGCAAUCCUUGGGUUUUAGUGGACACCGGUUUCCUUUCAAGAGCUAUAAAAGCUAGAGGAGAAAAAUGUAGACUAGUUCUUGUCAGCAGUAUUUGCCCUUCUGCUUAUCAGUGCAGUGUCAAUUCACAUGAAAGCUUAAUGCAAAUUCCUAUCCGUAAGCAUCCCUGACAUUCUCAGACAUUCUACUCUUCAUCGUUAACACAAAUAAAGAACUAGUAUAUUCCUUUUUAGACAAGUAUGUUUUUCCCUAGUGAAAAGAAAUAUGUGUUAGUAUAAAAACAGAUAACUCCCAUUUUAUAACUUGAGCACUAGAAUUAUAAAGACUAAACAUUUAAGUACUUAAAAAAAAUUCCCAUUUGGCUCGUUACCAGAUUCAAAAUAUGAAGAGUGGGAUGAGGAGUCCAAAAGAAUGUGUAUCCCAGGACCAAGGCUGAAUGUCCAGAGUCAUUGUUAGGAGGCUGUUGAAUAAAGGGACUUUCAUGAAAGCUCACAAGAAGCCUACGGACUGCUCAUGACACUAAGUAAUUUCCUAUGUUGGAAAAAAUCUUUACAAUGUAGUUUAGAAAUAAUAGAAACAUUAAGGAUUUUCUACAUGUAUUUAAGAAGGGACCUACACAUAAGGAAUGUUUUCAUAAUAAACAGAGCUAUUCUGGA